AACCACAGAUCUGUGGAUGGUGGCUGUCUCAAAUCAUAAUGUCUUUUCCUGUAAUCCCAGAGAGACCCAUUGAUGUUAAGCUCAGGGCUCUGUGGAGGCCAAAUCCAUCACUUCCAGGACUCAUUUUCUUCUCUAUGCUGAAGACAGUUCUUACUAACAUUGGCUGUAUGUUUGGGGUUGUUGUCCUGCUGAAAUAUACAUUUGGGGCAAAUCAGAUGCCUCCCUGAUGGUAUUGCAUGAUGGGUUAGUAUCUGCCUGUAUUUCUCAGCAUUGAGGACAUCAUUAAUCUUGACCAACUUCAUUUGCAGAAAUACAUCCCCAAACUUGUAUGCAGACACUCAUUAUUGUACAUCUCUCAAGCCCUUUUGUGAAUAAACUGCCUUCUACUAUUCUAUUUCGACUUGAAUGUCCAAGAGCACCUGCUGCCAUUUUUCUGCACCCUAGUUCCUAGGUUUUAGUGCAUAGUUGAGUCGCUCAGUCUUGUUUCUAUGUCAGAGGAAUAGCUUUUUGUCCAUAAUACUUCUAUGAAGACCACUAUUGGCCAGACUUCUGUGGACAGUAGAGUGUGUACCUACUAGAUGGGUCCCAAUGGUUUUUUCCAGUUAUUUGCUGAUGUCCCUGAUGGACAUCUUCCUAUAUUAAAGGUAAUUAAGCAUGAUGUGAAUUUCACCUGCUGAAUUACGUUUCCGUGGAUGACCACUUUGUCUACAGUCCUCAACAUUGCCCAUUUCUUUGUGCUUCUUUAAAAUGGCUUCAACAGCACAUCUUGAAUCCCAAGUGUGCUUUGAAAUCUUUGCUUGGGAGAAAUCUUGCUGAUGCAGUAUAACUACUGCCUUGUUGCUGUGAGUAGCAUGUUCCUGUUCCUCACCCUCACCCUCACCCAGUUUAUGCUUCAGUUAAUGACGGUGUUUUAACCUACAUAUGAAAUCAAACAAAAAACCUAUUUACAGUUCAUAUAUAAUAAUAUAUAUUAUAUAAUAUAUAUAAUAAUAUAUAUUAUAUAAUAAUAUAUGCACCCUUCUUGGGGAUAACUUUAACAAUUCCCAUAUAACUUGUAAGUCUGUGUAUAGUUUCUGGCAGUAUUUCAUUUGAAGAUGCCAGUAUUGCCUCCCAGAGUUGUUGUUUGGAGGUAUACUGCUGCCCAUUCUCAUAGAUCUUCAUUUUAAGGAUGCUUCAGAGGUUCUCAAUAGGAUUGAGGUCAGGGGAUGAUGGUGGCCACACCAUGACUUUUUCUCUUUUUAUGCCCAUAACAAUCAAGGAAUCAAUGGUGUUUUUUGCAGCAUGGGAGGGUGCAUUAUCCUGCAUGAAACACAUUUUAUUUUGGAAGGUGCAAUUCUUCUUUCUGUACCAUAGAACAAAAUGGUUUGACCGGAACUCCACAUGCUUUACAGAGGUCAUUUUGACACUGUCAGGGACCCUGAAGGGACUUACCAUUUGACUUCCCAAUAUUCCAGCCCAAAUCAUCACUACACCACCUCAUUUCUGAUGUCUCAGUCUUGUUGGAACAGGGUGGUCUUUCAGCACCUAUCUAGAACUCCGUCCAUCUGGACCAUCAAGUGUAGUAUGGCAUUUGUCAGUGAAUGAAACUGUUUGAAAAUUAGUCUUAUGUUAUUCUGAGCCCAUUGCAAACAUUUCUCUUUGUGAGUUUAGGUUAGGGGAGGUCGAAACUGGUAGCCUCUGAAGGAUAGUGCAUCGAGAGGUUCUUGUGACAAAUACCUGUUCGCUGCUCAGCAGUGGCUUUUCGUAUAGCUGCUCUUUUAAUAACAUAAAUUUGUCUGACAGAAACCUUUCUUAAUAAACCUUUAUCUGAUCAAAUUCUUCUCGGCUGUGAAUCACUGGCAAAUGCUUUGACAGUUCGAUGAUUAUGGUUUUUGAGAUAUAUCAAUUGUUUUCAUGCCUUUUGCAAGACAUUUUUCUUUUGCACUUUUUCACACUUUUCAUCUUCAGAAAAUUCUUUCUUCCUCCCCAUAUUGCAUGAGAACUGUGAUUUGCUUAAUAAUGUGGAACAACCUCUAAGUUGGUUUCCCUUAAACUAAGCUCACCUGGCAAACUAAUUAACUAACUUGUCUAAGAUUGAUACCAUUGUCUUAAAACAUGGGAAAUAUAACAAACUCUUUCUUUAAGAACGUAUAUAUAAUAUAAUAUAUGUUUUAAACCCUUCCAAAGACAUCUUGGAGGCUUGUGUCUCUUUCAUUCAUGGUUUUCAGGUUUCAAAUGUCUGAUAACAUUCACAAGGACUUCCUUGCUCCGGAGGAACCUUUUCCAGUGCUCUUGCAGCAGGGAAACCUGAGUGAAGAUGGCACGCUGGACGUUAGUGACUUUGGCUGUCGGCAAUCAUCUUGUCAUCGGACAGACCCUCUGCACCGCUUCCACAGCAACAGAUGGAACCUGACAUCAUGUGGCACCAGUGUAGCAAGUUCAGAGUGCAGUGAGGAGCUCUUUUCGUCUGUGUCUGUGGGAGAUCAAGAUGAUUGCUUCUCUCUCCUGGAUGAUCAGGAGCUCACUUCUUUUGACUUCUUCCCAGAAGGAAGUGUCUGCAGUGAUGUAUCAUCUUCUAUCAGCACAUACUGGGACUGGUCAGACAGUGAGUUUGAGUGGCAGUUGCCAGGAAGUGAUAUUGCCAGUGAUGUAGUCUCAGACAUCAUACCCAGUAUACCAAGCUCACCCUGCCUUGUUUCAAAACGAAAGCUUAAACCUCAUCGGAACCUGGAUGAAUUGCCCUGGACUGCGAUGACCAAUGAUGAACAGGUGGAGUAUAUUGAGUAUUUAAGCCGGAAAGUGAGUACAGAAAUGGGGCUGCGAGAGCAGCUUGACAUAAUUAAAAUAAUCGACCCGAGUGCUCAGAUAUCUCCAACUGACAGCGAGUUCAUCAUUGAGCUUAACUGCCUAACGGAUGAUAAACUAAAACAGGUAAGGAACUACAUCAAAGAUCACAGUCCACGCCAGAGACCUGCAAGUUUGCGAGACAGCUGGAAGAGGAGUGUCCCCAGCAGUGCCAGUGCUGUAAGUGUGCAGAGCAGCAGCAGUGUCAGCAUGGUUAGCACCACCAGCAGUAGCGCAAGUUCUAAUUCGUCCACAAGCAUCAGUUGUGCUCACAGUGAUGGCAACCUGGCCACUGUGGCUGAGCGCAUCCGAGAUUCCAAGAAACGCUCAAAGCAGAGAAAACUACAGCAGAAGGCUUUGCGUAAAAGACAUCUGAAAGAACAGAGACAGGCUCGCAAGGAAAGACUGAGUGGUCUGUUUCUAAAUGAAGAAGUACUGUCACUCAAAGUCACUGAAGAGGACGACCAUGGAGAUGACAUAGACAUCCUAAUGUGAUGAGACCAAAUUAUAUGGUGCUUCCUCUAAUCCAUGUCAUUUCACCUCUGUCAAUCUUAUAUAGUAAAGAGCUUCAAAAAACAAAAACAAAAAAAUGACAGUGAAUAUAAAUUGAAUAUAAUGUCAAAAUUAUAAAGCAGUAAAAUGGUUUAAUGAACAUUAAAAUAAUUCACAGCUACUUGUCAAACUAGACCUAUAAUUGAUCAAUCAAUUUCUUUUACAUUGUUUGAAUUUUUCUUCUUUUAUUCAUACCUUUUAAGUCAAAGUGUUGCACAAACAUGAACCGGAAAAUGAACAUAAAGAAGCAAAAUGUUCAUUAGUUUGUGGAUCAACAAUUUGUGACUUAAGAAAUUAUUUAAAAAAUGAAUAAAAAUGUGGAUGUAAUAUGUA
Messenger RNA from Tachysurus vachellii, 3708 nucleotides. RefSeq names its product family with sequence similarity 199, X-linked (gene fam199x). The record is from RefSeq and is a predicted model, not a curated record. The coding region runs from base 2197 to 3318 and encodes 373 amino acids. The transcript has 6 exons. NCBI's taxonomy places the organism in Eukaryota, Metazoa, Chordata, Actinopteri, Siluriformes, Bagridae.